UGAUGGAGAUAGGGCUAAUAGGAUGAGAGGGGGAGAUGUGAAAAAUGACACCCCGGAUCGGACAGCCCUGCGGGUACCUCCUGCGUGAUGCUUUUCAACGAGCCUAGCUUUGAGAGGUGCAGGGACUCCCUUCUUGCAGCUAGCGGGGCGCCAGCUGUGGGGGCGAAAAUUCCCCGAGGCACAGAGGCAGAGGGAGGUCUUGCAGAGUCAGACCCGCUCUCCCUCUUCUCCCUCCUUCAGACAGUUUGAUUCCCUUCUAUGGCUCAUUUCUCCUACCCAUCCUACUCUGAUUAUAUCCAGCCCCCUACAGAGGUUCACUGAAGAUGUGAAGUAAACCAGUGCGAUGAUGCUCCUUUAUGGAACACCCUCCCCUUCAACACCAGUGACAACUUUGUGUCUGAUCAGCAGUUCUGAGAUGCUCGAGCGAAUGCUGCCUAAGAGGAGGCAAAGGAAUCAAGACGGGAUAUUGCACUUCUGAAUCUCUUCCAGAAAUGCAGUAAACUGCUUGAGCAGCAGCUGUCUAGGAGAGAUCUUCAGAAAUAAACCAGGAUGGUUCUGGGAUGCUGUGAGAUGUAUGGAGGCUAUGGGCUGGGGUUUCCAGCUUAUCUCUGGAUGCUUCUCUCAUUCUGAGCUAAAGCACCUCUUCCUCUUAGGCUGUAACUAAAUUUUAAAUCGACAUUGAGGACAAAGGAAAAUAGACUUCUGUGUUUUACCUGUUGUAGGACGGCAAGGUUAAGCAGAAAGAUAAUGCCUUAAAGUGAUGUCAUUUUAAUUUUGUUGGCGAUCUGGGAAGAAUUUUAAUGGGUCUUUUCUCUGAACUUGUGCUACUUUUUUUUGUCUUGCUUCUGGAGACCGGUUGUGAUGCUGUCAUUGGCAAGCCAAAUUUUUGUGGGGAUAUAAGAUGCUUGAACUGAAACUUAGGUGAAGAAUGCAUUAUAAAAAGCUGCUAAAGCUUGCAUUGUGUCCAGAUGCUUUCUGUUGAAAACCUUCACUGGAGAUAUACAAUAUGUAUUUUUUCCUUUCAGUUUUUCUCAUACAAUGUAAUCACUUUUACAGGGAGUAAAGCUGGCAAAGAUGAAGAAAAUUGGCUGUGCUCUCCUCGUACUCCAAGCUCUUCUGACGCCUUUGGAUCUUGCUUAUGGAGCGGAGAAAAGUUAUCCCAUCCUGAACAUUGCAGUGAUUCUGGGAAGGACCAAGUCUAUCACGGAGAGAGAUAUCAGAGCUCUCUGGACCAGGAAAAUGUCAGCAGACUUGACUGUUGAUGUCAAUGUAGUGACCCUUCUUGUGAACCAGACUGACCCUAAGAGCAUCAUAACACAUGUUUGUGACUUGAUGUCAGGCACCAAGAUCCACGGAGUGGUUUUUGGAGAUGAUACUGAUCAGGAGGCAGUAGCUCAGAUUUUGGAUUUUAUUUCCUCUCAGACUUCUAUUCCCAUUCUUGGAAUUCAUGGUGGAGCCUCCAUGAUAAUGGCCGAUAAGGAUGUGAUGUCCACAUUCUUCCAGUUUGGGGCUUCCAUCCAGCAAGAAGCCAUCGUCAUGCUGAAGAUCAUGCAGGAUUAUGACUGGCAUGUGUUUUCUUUGGUGACCACCACCUUCCCUGGAUAUCGAGACUUCAUCAAUGUCAUUAAGACCACAGUGGACAAUAGUUUUGUGGGCUGGGACAUGCAGAAUAUCAUUAUACUUGAUACCGCCUUUGGAGAUGCCAAGACCCAAAUUCAGCUAAAGAAAAUUCAUUCAUCCGUCAUCCUGCUAUAUUGUUCCAAGGAUGAAGCUGUCUACAUACUGGAUGAGGCUCGUUCCCUGGGCCUUACUGGCUAUGAUUACUUUUGGAUAGUUCCCAGCCUAGUUAGUGGUAACACAGAAAUCACUCCCAAGGAGUUUCCUUCAGGACUUAUUUCAGCAUCUUACGAUGAAUGGGACUACAGUUUAGAAGCUCGGGUACGGGACGGCCUUGGGAUUAUAGCCACUGCUGCGUCAGCCAUGCUGGAAAAAUACUCCUUCAUUCCUGAAGCAAAAACUAGCUGCUAUGGACAAUUGGAGAAAAAUGACCGGCCAUCUCAAACCUUGCACAAGUUUAUGAUGAAUGUGACUUGGGAAGGUAAAGAUUUGUCCUUCACAGCUGAUGGUUAUCAGGCGCAUCCCAGACUGGUGGUGAUCGUGCUGAACAACGAUCGCGAAUGGGAAAAGGUGGGGAAAUGGGAGAACAACUCACUGAGCCUGAAGUACUCUGUGUGGCCAAGGUACAGCUCUUUCGCUGACAGCGACCCAGAUGAUAACCAUUUGAGUAUUGUCACCCUGGAGGAGGCUCCAUUUGUCGUUGUUGAGGAUGUGGAUCCUUUGAUGGAAAGUUGCCAAAAAAAUACAGUACCCUGUCGUAAAUUUGUCAAAAUUAACAACUCAACUAAUGAGGGAAUUAAUGUAAAGAAGUGCUGCAAAGGAUUCUGCAUUGAUAUCUUGAAGAAGUUGUCUAAAACCGUCAAGUUCACAUAUGACCUCUAUUUGGUGACUAAUGGGAAACAUGGCAAAAAAGUCAAUAAUGUAUGGAAUGGAAUGAUUGGUGAAGUGGUAUAUCAUCGUGCAGUUAUGGCUGUGGGGUCUCUCACUAUUAAUGAAGAGCGCUCUGAAGUGGUUGACUUUUCAGUGCCAUUUGUUGAGACUGGGAUUAGUGUCAUGGUGUCACGGAGCAAUGGCACAGUUUCACCAUCUGCUUUUCUAGAGCCUUUUAGCGCUUCUGUCUGGGUGAUGAUGUUUGUGAUGCUUCUCAUUGUGUCUGCCAUGGCUGUCUUUAUCUUUGAGUACUUCAGUCCUGUAGGAUACAACAGGAAUUUAGCACAAGGGAGAGAUCCCCAUGGGCCAUCCUUUACCAUUGGAAAGGCAGUGUGGUUACUCUGGGGCUUGGUAUUCAACAACUCUGUGCCUGUACAAAACCCCAAAGGAACGACAAGUAAAAUCAUGGUGUCGGUUUGGGCUUUCUUUGCUGUCAUUUUCCUGGCUAGUUAUACUGCCAACUUAGCUGCAUUUAUGAUUCAAGAGGAAUUUGUUGACCAAGUGACUGGACUGAGUGAUAAAAAGUUUCAAAGGCCGUAUGAUUAUUCACCUCCUUUUCGUUUUGGAACAGUCCCAAAUGGAAGCACCGAGAGGAAUAUCAGAAACAACUACCCUGAUAUGCACCUUUACAUGACAAAGUAUAAUCAGAAAGGAGUUGAAGAUGCCUUGGUCAGCUUAAAAACUGGGAAGUUGGAUGCUUUCAUCUACGAUGCAGCAGUGCUGAAUUAUAAGGCUGGAAGAGAUGAAGGCUGCAAACUUGUCACAAUAGGGAGUGGAUACAUCUUUGCCACUACAGGCUAUGGAAUAGCACUUCAGAAAGGAUCACCUUGGAAGAGACAAAUUGAUCUGGCCCUUCUUCAGUUUGUUGGAGAUGGGGAAAUGGAAGAGUUGGAAACCCUGUGGCUGACUGGUAUUUGCCACACUGAGAAGAAUGAAGUCAUGAGCAGCCAGCUGGACAUUGACAACAUGGCAGGAGUGUUUUACAUGCUUGCAGCAGCCAUGGCACUCAGUUUAAUAACCUUUGUCUGGGAGCACUUAUUCUACUGGAAACUUAGGUUCUGCUUCACUGGAGUCUGCUCAGAUAGGCCAGGACUGUUGUUCUCAAUCAGCAGGGGUAUUUACAGCUGCAUUCAUGGAGUACAUAUUGAAGAAAAAAAGAAGUCUCCUGACUUUACUUUGACCAAUUCCCAAACCAACAUGUUAAAACUGCUGCGAACAGCAAAAAAUAUGACCAAUAUCAAUUCUUCAAGAAUUAAUUCCCCCAAAAGAACAGCUGAUUUUAUUCAGAGGGGUUCCUUGAUUAUGGAUAUGGUCAUGGAUAAGGGAAACUUGAUAUUUUCUGAUAACAGAUCCUUUCAGACAAAGGACAACUAUUUUGGUGACAACAUGAGUGAACUGCAGACACUUCCUGGCAACCGACACAAGGACAAUCUUAACAACUAUGUAUUCCAAGGUCAGCAUCCUCUCACAUUGAAUGAGUCCAAUCCAAAUACGGUAGAGGUUGCAGUAACAACAGAAGCAAAAGUGAAUUCCAGACCCAGGCAGCUUUGGAGGAAAUCUGUUGAAUCUUUACGUCAAGAAUCUUUACGUCAAGAAUCUGUACGUCAGAGCCAAGGUUCACAGAGAGAAAACGGGUCAGAUGAAACCAGACAGCUUUCAGUGAAAAGCCAAAGAUACCUUCCUGAAGAGAUUGUCCAUUCAGACGUAUCAGAGACAUCAAGCCGUGCUACUUGCCAUAUGGAACCUGAAAACAACAACAAGCACCACAAAACCAAGGACAAUUUUAAAAAAAGGACAGUACCAUCAAAAUACCCAAAAGACUGUAGUGAAGUGGAACUGACAUAUCUGAAAACCAAACAGAGCUCUCCACGGGAUAAAAUCUACACAAUUGAUGCUGACAAGGAGCCAGGAUUCCGCUUGGACACACCUCAGUACAUCGAAAACAUUGUCCUUCCAGAAACUAUAGAGCUUCCUGAUGUUUAUCAAGAUCACAAUGACAACUACAGGAAAGCAGAACAUGCUAACAGGACUCCCUUGCAUAAUGAAGACAGUCUUCCAAAUAAUGACCAAUAUAAACUUUAUGCAAAGCACUACACUUUAAAAGAUAAAAAUGCUUCCCUAGGUGACAUGAAUGAUAGAUAUAGACAGAAUUCCACUCACUGCAGGAGCUGUCUUUCCAAUGUGCCCACUUAUGCAGGACACUAUUCUAGCAGAUCUCCCUAUAAAUGUGACGCGUGCUUGCGGAUGGGGAACCUGUAUGAUAUCGAAGAAGAUCAGAUGCUGCAAGAUACAACGAACUUAUCACUUCCUGAAGAAAUAUAUGAGCAUAGUUGGUCACAAAACAACGCUCUGCAAUAUCAUAAAAAAAAUAAGUUGAGGAUUAGCAGGCAACAUUCUUUUGAUAAUAUCGCUGAUAAAUCCAGGGAAAUUGAUAUUGGAAGACCUUCUCGUAGUAUAAGCUUGAAAGAAAGAGAGAAAUUUCUACAAAGUAGUCCAUAUGCAAGCAUGUUUAGUGUUCCCUCAAGCAAACUGUUGAGCAACAAGGCCUCACUUUUAACUCAUGCUCUAGAGGACAGUAAGCGAAGCAAGUCCCUGUAUCCUGUUCACUCAGAUGAUAAUCCCUUUCUGCACUCGUAUCGUGAUGACCAGCACUUAUCUCUUAGGCGAAGUCCAUCUGAUCUUUAUAAAUAUUCAUUACCAACAAGAGGAAGAAAUGAUAAUUAUUUAAGGUCAUCCAUAAAGUCUACAGCAUCAUAUUGUUCCAGGGAUGGUCGGGUCCAUAAUGACAUGUACAUUUCAGAGCAUGUUUUGCCUUAUGUUGCAAAUAGGAAUAGCUUGUACUCAACUCCAAGGGUUUUAAAUUCCUGUAGCAAUAGACGUGUGUAUAAGAAAAUGCCUAGCAUUGAAUCAGAUGUUUAAAUUUUCCAUGAACACUUCAUCUAUAGGGAAAAAAUAGUUGCCACCAUCUUAGAGGGAGAAUUUAUCCUUUAACAGUAUCCUGCUAUGGUAAAUGAUAUGUAAACCUCUCCCUUUCCCAGUGUACUUUUGUACAUUAAUAGGUAAACUAUUAACCAUCCUUUAAAAAUAUGUCUUGUUGAAAAGGAUAAAAAAAUAGCCAUUUAUGUACGCUUUAUAUGUAAAUGGCAAACUGUACUGAAAUAGCCCCAAGAUAUGUUGGCAACUAUGCUGAUUUUUAUCUAAUUAUUUUCCUAUUUUGGUUAUUCUAAUUUAUGUUGCUAAGUAUCAUUCGAUGUACUUUUGUCCUUAGAAAUGUUUAAUGAUUUUCUAGUACUGGAUAAGCAAUAUGGUAUGCAUGUAGUAUGACACAGGCAAAAAGAAUUAGGAAUGCAUUUGCACAGUUACAGAAGUAGGACUCUAAAAGAGAACAGAAAGCUAGACUUUCAAAGAUGUAUUUUAGCUUCAUAAUCAUUUUCAAAGCCAAAUAAUAACAAAAAAAACCCCCUAGACCCUAGGACCUUAAGAAACGAAAUAUAGUGUGUUAGCACAAAAUUAAUACAUUCAUUGUUGACUGACAGAAAAUAAAUUGGAAGACUGUAGGCCCGAACAUGUGAACUGCUGUGUACCAAAAGGAAGCCCUAUGGAUAUUGGUUAACGCACUAAUGCUUUUCUUAUAUUUCACAUCACUUACCAUUGCAAACUAAGUUCAUUUAAAAGUCUGCAGUCAUCUCGUUAAAAAAUUCACAGCUGCCUAACCCAGAAUAUAUAUAUUUUUAGAUAUCACUAUAUGGCACUUAUUAUGGAGCUGUGGACUUUAUUAGUAACCUUGAGGCCUAAUGUGUACGUAGGUUUGUAUUUGCCCCCUACUGGUGAUUACUCAGGGCUGUAUAGUAUUUCUUUUAUUCCUUCACUUCCCAAACCAAAUCCCAAUCCACUGUAGUUCUUUGUUCCGUGUGUGUUAGUGACAUCUAAUUAAUGGUAUGUUAAUAGUAUUAAAGCUGUUAAUGCAGUAUCAACCACCAACAGCCAUAAGUUCAGUGUAAUCAGUGAGGAGUGCAAUACCAUUUAUUUGAAUACACAAGGAAGGAUUAACACCUUUUGAGGGGCUCCUUCCUUCUGGAAUAUUGUGCAUAUUUGUUGAACAUCAGACCAUUUUUUUUAACCUCUCCAAUCAAGUCUGUUAUAUAAUUCAAAUAUAUGCACACAUAACUAAGCAAGUGUAUCUUUAUUAUUACUUACUGGUAUACAAAGAUAUUCACAUAACAAGGGUGCAUUGUGAUAUGACUCUUAAUUGUAGUAAAGAUCCAUCUGAUUAUUUCACAAAUAAUAUGCCUGCUACGCACCUCUCCUCACCCCCACUGGAAAAAAGAAACCUACUGGAUUUUAACCGUAAGGCAGCAUGGAAGGGAAGAGGGGAAGCCUUUCAUGAGCAGAGCGUACACUUGUAGGUGUAAUUUAAACUAAGAAGUAAAUAUAAUUGCCAAUAGAUUUUAAAACCGAAAGCAUUCAACAGGUAGACCUCUCCCGUUCUCCUGUUACUCUGAGAAUUGCUCUAGAUGUUUUGUGAAGAGGGAGUUUAGAUUUUUUACGGCAUUAUUUCUUACAUUUCACUUGAAGAACAGUAAGCAGGGAAACCAUUACCACUGUGAAUUGGAAAAUGUGAAUAUUACCCUAAUUUUUCUCUGAACUAAAACUCUUUUCAAUAGAAUCAUGCCUGUAAGCUGUAGUAGUAGUAUCUGCAUGCCAGGGGUACAGUAUGCAGGCUGUGUAGUUUGGAAUAGCAUACUGCAGAGCAGAGUUGCAAGUGGGAGAGAAUUUAAAUAACGUCUGGUGACAGACAAAAUAUAGCUUCUUGAAUUUUGUUUACAAAUUUUUUAUUAAAGAGAUCUAAGCUGACUUCAGCUACCAAACAGUCCAGAAUGAGUUCUGGGUAUUUAUAAAAGUAUUUAUAUCUUCACCAGGAUGAUAAAAGAUAUUUUUUAAGAAAUGAAAUAUAAUGAGAUUUGGGCCUUUGAGUCCCUUUCUAGCUUCCUAAAACCUCAGUAUACUUUAUUAUAAGUAUGUUCAGGAAGUGUAUCUAUGAGUAUCUGUACGCUGUCCAGAGUAAAUAUGUUUUGAGUGUUUAUUCAACAUUUGGUCACAAUUAUUGGCCCUGAUUCACGUGGAAUGCUUUUUGGUCCCUCACUGGAUGUAGUCUUUAAAAGCUUGCUGUUAGAGAUUCACAUUUCUUAGGAAUAGUUGUCUGAGCUAAGGAGGGCUAAGGUGUUUAUGGGAUGAACACUGCUUUUCAUAAAUGAAAACCUUUUCCCAAAGACAUAGCUAUACUAUUUCCCAUAGGUGUACAGGGAGGCAAUAGCAAGUUUAAUGAAAAUAUUUCAGGCAAAUUUUUCCAAUCCAAACCAUAAUAUAUUAAGUAAAAUAUUAAGUGUUUUAAGCUACCUGGUGUGUAUCAGCAUAUAUGGUAUUUGCUGAUAUUGGACCAAAAACUACCGUGUAAAGCACUGAGAAUUUUAUCAAAUGAAUCAUAAAAAUCAGUGGUGGCUCUUGUCUUUCCCAUCAUCUUAAACCUCUCAAAAUAUUUGCUGAUCGCUCCAGGUCUUAUGUGUGUCUAGGUAGAUAGAGAUGACGAUACAAAAUUUAAUAUAUAGGCAAGUAUUGUAUGGGAAGUUGUGGGAAAGAAAAAAUCCCAUUUACAGUAUUUUCUCAGUCAACUGUGCAGAUCCAAAUCUAAACAUCCUAAACCCAGGUGGAUUUAUACUUCUGUGAAAUGUACAACAAAAUUAGCUAUAAAGAAAUACACGGCAGUGUUUGCUUUUCUCUGAUUUUUAGCAGAUUUCUGGUGACUGUAGAUAUUUAUUAUUAUUAUUACCUGAAAAUAUGCAAUACACCCACCUCCCCUAAACCAAAACAAAUUAAAGAGACAGAAGGAAGACUUGAUAAUGUUGCACAGCAGUUGUUCACAUGGAAAGAAAAGAUGCUGCCGUAAAGGAGAACCAAAAAAAAAAACCAAACCCAAACCAUACAGAUCCUGAAAGUAGAGGGAAUUGGGUUCUGCAUGCUUUUGUUGUUUUGAUGUUGGCAUAUGAUAUGAGUGAAUAACAGGGGAAGAAAAGGCUUAAGUGUAGGAUUCUAGGCAAGUAGCUGGCAUGGUUGCAGAUGUAUACGUGUACAGAAGAAGCAGCUGAGAAGUUGAAGAAAAAUCUUCAACAGUAGAGCCACAAGCCACAGCUUGUGAGGCUCAGCCCUAGAGCGCGUGGAAUUCUGAAUAUUGCCUGAGCUUUGUUGAUAUAUUUGCACUGACUUUCAAUUAAACUGAGAUCAAGACUUUCUGUAUUUCCCUCUCUCUCACUCUAGCUGCUGCUAUUCUUGAAGAGGAGAAAAGAAUCUUCCUGCCUAAGUGACCAUCCUUUCUGUACCUUUCUGGAUGGUGCUGGUGACUUGUUACAUUUUCCUGAUUACAGCUCUAGCAGUUUGUUGGUCAUUCCUAUCACCAAGAUUUCCUGUGACUCCAGCUGGAACUGAAUCAGGCUGUAAAUGAUAUGGGCCAUUCUUGGUAGCAUGUCCUGUAGUGUUACACUGCUCCUGGACGACAACUUUUAUGGAGGCAGGAUAUUGAAUUGCUGAGGAAUGCAGUAGGCACAUGGAGGUAAAAACAGCUACAAUAGACAUACCUGCCUCUGGCUUUUUUUUCCUCUUUUAAAGACAUUGUAGAAUUUCUCAUGGUUUUGUCUUUCCUUUUUCACCACAGUAAAUUUUCCUUUUUCUUUUAAAAUGGAUUUUGUGUUCUGCUUGUGUUUCUUAGAGCAGUGUAGCCACCCACUAACUUAAACGCAUGGAAAUAAGAUAUUUCAAUAUAUAAGAUAAAAUUAAGGAAGAUUUAGAAUUUUUGUAUUACUGGAAAAUUUCAUUUAAUGUUUAUGCAGCUUUUGCUCAGAAUACAUUAUUCUGCUAUAUAAGAAGCUCUGUUAGGAAAAAGAGUGCUGUGGACAAAUAGAAACCAAAUCACCGCCAGCUUGCCAUGUUUUGGCAGCAUCUCAUAGCUGCACAUCUCUUUCCCUGUGAUGUUUAAGGAACACUUAGGAGGUCAAAUAAGGCUCACAAGAGAAAUUAGUGGUGAUUUUGCUUUUCCUGGUGAAAAUAAAUCUUUUUACAUAGUUUUAAAGGUAGCUGGAGUUCUAAAAGCUGAAGCUGUGUAGCAUUGGUUUUCUUUGCUGGAAGGCUAAGCUCUUUCUGUCCGCCAGUGGAGAGAGAGAGAAAACUCCCUCUGGAUGGCCAUUCAGAGCUCUGAAGGCUUUGAAGCAGUCAUGUGUGUGAUGUGUCCUGAAAGAUUUUACCUCUCUCUUGACCUUUUAGAAAAUAUGGUCUCCUAACUUAGACAUGUCAGUUAGGUGGGCUUAGAAAAGUAGUGGUCUACUUAUCCCCAACCUCAAAAAUCUGCUUGUUAAAUCUGCAAGCGAAUACCAGUUUAAACCUUGCAGGUUCCUGCGCUUGUGCAAGCAGUUACUGAGGCAGCACCUGUUAUUUGUGGGUUUUCCAGUGAUCUCAGCCUCAUUGGUAUAGUUUUCUUUAUACCAUGUGAUUAUGCAGCAUGAAACAAAAGUGUCAGAAUCUAUUCCUUGAAGAAUAAAUUGCCAAUUUUCAUAUUUCUGCAGUAUAGCAUAUGUAUCUUAUUGAUGGGGAAGAUUUUGGUACUAUUCCUUCCCUUGAUGAGUUUACAGACAUAGAACAGGGCUUGAGGUACAAAUCUAAGGGUCUAAGAGUCAGCUUGGAUUCAGGAAGAAUUCAAGAGGUGAAUAUUUUUUUUGUUUUAUGCUGCAUUUGAGAAGUUUCAUGUAUAAAACCUAGUGAAAACAGGUGUUCUAUGACAAAAUCCUCUCUUAGUUAAUAUAAAGCAGUAACCAUUCUGUGGCUUGGCUAGAUUCUGUUAAGUGUUAAUCAUCACAUCAUGUGCUUCUUUCAGGUUGGAAUGUCAUACGUUCGCUUGCUGAACUCCCUUUUCUGGCUAUAAAUGUCUGAGCUCAAAUGUCCUUUUAAAGUAGAUGUCAUUUCUGGAUGGGACAAUCUGAUUUGCAACAUAAAACCAGUUUUCUGGUGAAACACUUAAAUUGUUUGUUUUACCAAUGUUAUCUUUUUAAUCUAAACUUCCUCCCUAUUGAGGGGUGAGCCUUCGGAGUGUAACAGUGCGGCAGGAAUCUCUGAAAGACCAUAAAGGUUUUUCAAAGUAUGACUUUUAUAAUAUGUGCCAUUUCCCCACCCAAACUCACCUGUCCUGUCUUAUUUAAAUAUCCUAGCAACACGUUAGUAUUUACUGGCAUAGAAGGGAGCACAGUUUAAUGACGGGCGUGUUUGUAUUUGUGGACAUAAAAGCAAAUACAGACAGGUAUAUGGUUUGAUAGAGGAAAGGGUCAACCUGCUCUGACUGGAGUCACCUGUAAAGUUGUCGUUAAGUAUAGUGGGAGUAGCCUCAAGACUGUCACAUCUCUUACAUCGCUCUAAUCAUGCAGGCUUUUCUGUCUGAUGUGAACACGUUGUACAUGGUGUAAAAUUCUUGUUGAUGCUCAGCAUUCAUUGUGGAAUUAAUCCCAUGUUCACCUUCAUUAUAGCUGUAUGUAUAGUUUGUGUGAUGGAGAGGUGGUUGUUUGCACUUUCGGGUGUCUGUUGCCCUUUUAAAUAGGAGCAGAAACCUCGCCUUGUUUCUCUCUGCUCUGCUCAGGAGGGUUACUGCACUCUUUGUAAAUAAGCUCCCCAGUUCAGUUUUUAAUUUUUUUCCUUUUGCUCUGCUUCUUUCAACCUGGGUACAGAGUUUGCUCUCUAGAAAUAUACGCUCUUCCAAUGUCCUGCAGCUCUGGAAGUCAGGAUUACAAGUGUGCAGUGAAUGCACUUAGUUCUUCCCAUAGGUUCAUAAGCUUUUUUGUUACAUACUGCAGAAUAUAUCUGCUGUGGUUGAAAUCGGUUUUUAAAAUGAAUGCCAGUCUAAACAGCUGUAAGAAUCCACUGAUGAUUUUGUGAUGAUUUUGUCAUAUCUAUAAUUUAAGAACUAGAAACAAUUAAGUUAAGAAGUAAAAUUAAGUUACCUCACUAUUUACCAGGUUUCUAUUGUUUUCCACUUAAAUGACACUUUUUACUCCUUAUGCUUAAUUCUUUACAUGUAUUGAAAACAAUGCUAAAUUAGUAAGGUUUAACCAUACCGUAACAUUGUCAUGCAAUAACUUUAUUAGUAGAUAACCACGCUAAAUAUAGUAUAACAUAUUUAUAAGAGAGAUGGUUUUUGACUCUCCAACUCUUAAAAAGUAGUGCUAAUGAGCAGUUAUACUCCUAGAUGUUUUGUCCUUUACCUUUUGUAGUAGUAUUUGUUUUCACUAAUAUAUUUCAAAAAAAUUAUAUUUCUAUGUGCACGUUCUAAAACUGUGAAAAUAAACACCAAUAAAUAUUGUGAUACUUAUUACAGUGCACUGUAAAGUUCCAAGUGAGAUGAUACUUUGCUUGGGAAUUGAUGAAGGUUUCCUCACUUCUCAGAAAUGGUAUUAAGCUUUAACUUGGGCAAAUUGUAAUAUUUACAGUUACAUGAAAUUUUGAUGGAGAAUGUCUUGAUUUGCACUUCUAGUACUAUUAGAAGAAAUAUGUUUUUCUCAGCAAAUGCAUUAUGAGAAUAAGUUUUUUAAAUUUGUUUUGUGCAUUCCAGUACACGAGAAUAGCUAUUUUGAAGAGAUUUCUGUUACAUCAUUACUACAGGAUUCGUUAGUCUGAUAAAUUUUUAUUGAGCCUGUUUAAUAAUGGUGUUUAUUGGUAAAAAAACUCUUGGAGAUGUAUUUUGACUUCUGUUGCACAUUGCAAACCCUGUAUUUGGACUAAUAGUGAUGCAGUCGAAGGACUUCAUGAGGUUGCUGUGCCUUCCCAUGCGGCUGGGGAAGGAGACCUUUCUUUUUCACUGUUGGGACAAGAUUAGAGAAGAAAAAUUUUGGAGGAUGUGUUCUGCAACAUUUGAAGUGUAAAUGAUCUUCAGAAGGGAAAAAGAAAAUAAAUCGGUGGCUCACAGUUAUCCACAGUAGUGGGUGGUCUGUGACAGGCUGUGGGGUGUGUGGUUUCUGGAGGAAAUGAUAAUUUUUAACUGAAGUUAUUUGAAUUCCACUUAAGUUUCUGAAAGUCACUGAAAAAAAUGGGAGUUUUCUUUUUUUUUUUUUUUUUUUAAAAAAAAAAGCAAAGUCUUUAUGUUGUCAUAUGAGGUUUCACAGGAAAAUGGGCCAAAGAAUACAAUUAAAUAUGCAAAAGGUUAAUCCUCUGAAAAAGGGUAUCCUGUCAUCUUGAUAUGCACGAGCAUAUUAACGGUAAUAGGAACAAUAUGUGUAAUUUUCCUGUACAUUGCUAUGUAGGUUGCACUAUUUUGAAUGAUACAAGCCUGAUAUUUUAAUUACCAAAUACCAUAAGAAGCUGUUUAUUAAUAGUUUAAACCUGUUAACCUAAAUAUAUAUACAGUAUACACAUGCGUGCGUGCAUACACUUUCCAACUUAGUCAUGUGUGAGUAAUCUCCCAGAGCUGUGGGACACAUUUCAGCAGUGCUUUAUUUAAAGCGAUUCUUUUCUCUCCUUUCCAAAUCUCUUGGAUCCAAAAAGCCUCUAGCAGCAUUUGUUGUAAUGUUUGAUAGCUAUUACAGAUGAGGCUAAAGGACUGGCUGAGAUCAGGAUUGUGUUAGGACCCAGGAAAACACAUCAGAGGAGAAUUCCUGUCUGAACAAACUGGAAACGAUACUCACUAUAAAUAACAAGGGCAUAGGAAAAGGAUGUCUUCUCAUACUGUUUUGAAAAUUCAUGAUUUUAGGGAGUCUGUCGGGCUGGUGACUGACUUUAGAAUGCGGUGUCGGUUUAUGUAAUCCAUAUUACUUAGGGUAGCUGAGGUAGGAUAUCUGCCAAACAAAAAUUCCCUGGAGAGAUCAGCUAGUGAGUGUGCCAGGGGCCACCCAAGUAUUCGUCCACGCAGACUGGGCAGUCCUCAAAAUCAGUUUUGCACACAGAGGCAGUAUUUAGCAGUGGUGUUUAAGUCAGAAUCCCUUCUCAACACACGGGCUUUUGAGCUUGCUGUUACUGAUGAUGUGGAGAUUUUCGCCAGGUAUUCGGUUCCUUUCCUAAAUUUACUAACCAAAGUGCUCCAAACAAAACUUAUGUCAAAAAAUACGUUGAACUCACUUGCUUGAAGUAAUUCCUGAGUUUUUGGUUUUUUUCAAAGGGAGAAUUGGAUAGUUACUCAUUUUUCCACCGUAACCCAGAAACAGAAAAUCCUGUAGGGUCAAUUUUUGUCUAUAGUUCAUUGUAAGUAUGUCUUGGAGAAACAUUUGGUUCGAAGUCCUUAAUCUGCAAGAAGAAAAUUGUUACUUAACUUGGUUUUACCUGGCCUAGGUCUGGAUUCCAAACUUGGGCAAAACACCUUUGGACUUAAAUAGGGAUGUGUGAGUGAGUGGUGGGAGAGGAGAUCCUUAGUGCAGUUCACACUUAGAAUUAAAAACGAAAUCAAACCUCAUGUUGCAAGUGGAUAGAAGUUGCAUCAUACAAAAUUGUGUGUAGCUGGAAAGGAAGCUAGUGCAAUUUUUAAUAAGAACUGUUUACAGUUUACACUUUAUAUAUCAGCUAUAAUAUUUUGAAAUAGUCUUAUUCAUUUCAGAACGUCCAUUUUGCACGGAUGAAGAACAGCUUGAUCUCUCUGUCUUCACACCUCACACCCACAUGCACAUGCACAGUAUAUCUUGUGUCUUCCCUGUUGAAACCAGAAGGUACAAACAGAAUUCAUUAAUGUGUUAGGCAAACUCCUACCCGAUUCUUGACUAGAUAUCCUAUUUUUAUGCAAAAUUUGCAUCCAUACAUUUCAGGUUCUCUCAGAAGCACUUCACCUAUGAGUUAAUAAUGUUAAUUUUAAUUCAUCAGAUUCAAAUUUAUGCUAAACUUGAAGGGUAUUUUGUGCUUCCUUUCAUCCUGCUUAAAGAUUUUUGCUGACUUAGAUGAAACACUAAUAUUUCUGUGCUGCUAAACAAAAAACACCAGAAAUAUUUUAAAUCUCGAAUUACACUUUUAAAAACAUUUUUACCUGUUUACUUGAAUAACGUAAAUUUAAUGUGUUGUCCUGAUUAGUCUUUGUAUACCUACAUGUAUAUACAUAUAUGAGCUAUAUAUAAGCUUUAUAUAUAUGUAUAUGUAUAAAGUUUUGGGGGAGGAUAAGGGGCAAGACAAAAAGUCAGCAUUGUGUCAAAGAUUAUACAACCAUUUAUUAACAGUUUCAAAUAAUACAUUGCUAUUUUGAGUUUGAUUAGAAGGUAUUUGCGGUUGAACUCUGAAAAUGAGAUGUAAGUGCAAAUAAGUAUUAGAUCUAUUAGAUCUUUGUCCUAAGACUUUGGGUUAGUUUCAUUUUUAUUUUGAGAAAAUAAGAAUUUACAAUACUAACACAGGAUUUUGCUCAGAAAGAAAAAUAGUUAUCAAUACACUUGGAAAAGUAUUCUUGUUCUAAUGAGGGGAAAAACCUCUAAGUGUACUGAUUUGUAUGUAUUACACAAAACACUAAUUUACAUAACAGUAGAAGAAAUUUGCAUUACAUAAAUAACAUCUUACCAUAAUUCUUGGAACCAUUUGCUUCCAUACACAGUAAAUUAAAAAGCCUAUUGCUUUUGUUAUUUACUAGUGCAAUUUACUGUAACGCUCUCAAGAGUGUAGUAUUUCAAACCAAAGUAAUAAAUUUCCAAUUGCUAGGAAAGAAUAGUAAAGGUUUAAAGACCUAUUAACACCUGGGGAAAUUGAUCAGGAUGUUAGAGUAGAAGUAAAAGAAUAUUGGGGAAGUGGAAUCAAGCAUAAAAUAGUUACUUUUUAAGAGAAUCCAGAAUUUCACUGUAAAAUUCGUAGUCUAACGGAUUCUUCAAAAGAAAGGGUUUGGGGAAAAAGAGAAUAAUUAAGAACUAGUUUUGACAUUACAAUUACUGCCUGUUUUAUUAGCUAGGUUUAGCAAACUGAAAUUAAUUCUAACACACAAGUGUCUGUAAGCGCAGUUUUAACUGUCAUGUUACAGAGAUACCGCACAUCUGGCUACCCCUGCCCCCACCAUCCCUCGUUCUGAAAUCCUGGUGGCAGUUGGAUCUACCCAAAAGCACACCUUGCUUGAAGGAGCUGGGAGUCACACACUUCUCUCCCAUGUUACGCAUACUGUCUCACUGCAGUUCACCUCGACUGUGUUUUAACCCAGUGCAUGACUGAGUGCUAAUACUGUAUAAAUAUUUUGAAACAUAUCUAAAAAAAAAAAGAAAAUGUUUGCUUCAAAAUUUUUACAAUAGAGAAAUACAUAAAUAUUAUGGUUGUCUUACAAAUUGUAUUGUGUUCUUCAUUUUUGUUAAAUGUGUAGAAAAAACAUUAAGGGAACGGGGGACUUGAAUGUCUGUGUGUACUGAAAUGUAUAUAGCUAUUUGGGAAAGACACAUGUGCCAAGUAUAACAUGAUGUA
Cuculus canorus (common cuckoo) is the source of this 15975-nucleotide messenger RNA. It is a transcript of the gene GRIN2A, whose product is annotated as glutamate ionotropic receptor NMDA type subunit 2A. NCBI's taxonomy places the organism in Eukaryota, Metazoa, Chordata, Aves, Cuculiformes, Cuculidae. The record is from RefSeq and is a predicted model, not a curated record. The transcript has 12 exons. Gene Ontology annotation, molecular function: transmitter-gated monoatomic ion channel activity involved in regulation of postsynaptic membrane potential; NMDA glutamate receptor activity. Bases 1075 to 5466 code for a protein of 1463 amino acids. Gene Ontology annotation, cellular component: plasma membrane; postsynaptic density membrane; postsynaptic membrane. Gene Ontology annotation, biological process: synaptic transmission, glutamatergic; excitatory postsynaptic potential; monoatomic ion transport.